Molecule: messenger RNA, 954 nt
Organism: Closterium sp. Naga37s-1
Lineage: Eukaryota; Viridiplantae; Streptophyta; Zygnematophyceae; Desmidiales; Closteriaceae
Source: the annotation of a GenBank genome assembly
AUGGCGAAGCAAGCAGUGCUGGCUCUGUGCCUGGCGGCGCUGGUGUUGGCGGCGAGCGCAGGCGACCCGUCCAGUGCGGCGAACAACAAGCCGGUGAGCGUGGCGAAGGAGCAAGCGAGUGACGCGGACGCGACGUCGGCCGGCCCGCUGACGGUUGCGAAGGCGUCCCCUCAGACGUGCUACAACACGUGCGCGUCGACCAAGGGGUGCAAGUACUGGCUGUACAUUCCCGGCACCACGCUCUACGGCACGAGGACGCACGAUGCGUGCUAUAUGGUGAAGGAAGAUAUCAACUACAUGUGCGGCGAGCUGGUCGCGCAAUACGCGGAGGCGAAGCCCCUCCACCUGCAGGUGCGCACGGGCGGCGAGUGCAAUACGGCGUCGGAGAUUGUCAACGACCCGCAUCUGGUGGGCGCGUACGGCACGCACUUCGACUUCAACGGCCGCCCCGACGCCGCAUUCUGCCUGCUGACAGACCGCGAGCUGCACGUGAACAUGCUGCUGCGCGGGUACUACAGCGACGACACGGAGAACGCGGCGCUGGUUGUGGACGGCAAGGCCGUGCACACGUGGAUCAAGGAGCUGGGCAUCGUGUGGCUCGCCGACGGCGCGGAUCACAAGAUCCGGCUUGCGGCGCGCAGCGGCAAGCAGCAGGAGCGCGGGUCGGGGUUCAUGAAGGCGAUCGAGAUCGACGGCGAGGCGAUUCCGCGCAUGCGCGUGGGCGACGUGGUGACGUCAGAGGGCGGGCUGACGCUGACGUUCAAGGCGCUGAAGAAGGAGGGCCCGUAUGACGUGGACUACUACACGCUGGACAUCGAGGGGCUGGUGGCGCUCGACAUGCGGCUGCGCGUGGCGAACCCGAAGCUGCAGACGCCGACCGAGGCGGAGGCGCACAUCAACGUGGGCAUUGUGGAGCUGUCGCACACGGACGAGAUCCAUGGCGUGCUGGGCUAG